Messenger RNA from Chaetura pelagica (chimney swift), 540 nucleotides. Its product is annotated as chromosome unknown open reading frame, human C8orf82. The annotation marks the transcript as partial. Lineage: Eukaryota; Metazoa; Chordata; Aves; Apodiformes; Apodidae. The record is from RefSeq and is a predicted model, not a curated record. The transcript has 2 exons.
CUUUUCCUGGAUGAUGCCAAAGUCAAGAACUUCAUCACCUGCUUCAAAGAUGUCCCUUUCCUGGUUUUCUUCUUCAAACACCUGGAGAGGAACCGGAGCGGGCGCUACGAGGCGGAAUUCCCGUUCCUCUCCGUCUGCGGGCGGGAGCGGAACUUCCUGCGUUGCGAUGAUCUCCCCGUGGUUUUCACCCAGAUCCUCUCGGGAUCCGAUGGGAAAAGGCUCCUCUCCUACUGCGGAGGAGGGGAACGUUUAGCUGUCCCUUUCCAGCCGGAAAACUUGGUGAUAUUCCCAGAGAACGGGAGGCUUUAUCACCCGGCGCCGGAAAAAGCGGGAAGGGUGGGAUUGGUGCGUUCGGCUUUGGCUUGGGAAUUCAGUCCUGGCUUCGAGUUUGGGGGGGGUCCCACUGAACCCCCCACCCAUUUCCUUUGGGAAGGGAGACGGUAUCAACUGACCCAGGAAUUGUUGCCUUUGCUCCGGGCUGGAAAAACGGGAUGUGCUGGGGAAUCUUCGGCUGUUCCCGUUCACCCCUUGAAGGGAUGA